Messenger RNA from Ictidomys tridecemlineatus (thirteen-lined ground squirrel), 3071 nucleotides. Lineage: Eukaryota; Metazoa; Chordata; Mammalia; Rodentia; Sciuridae. The record is from RefSeq and is a predicted model, not a curated record.
ACCAUGGCAUCUGAAUCUACCAUGAAGUCCCCCAUUUGUUUAGUGGAAAACUGGAAUGAGCAGCUGACAGUGAAUUCAGAAGCCUUGAGGAUUCUUGACAAGAUAUGUCAACCUGUGGUGGUGGUGGCCAUUGUGGGGACAUAUCGUACGGGGAAAUCCUACCUCAUGAAUCAACUUGCAGGACAGAACCAUGGCUUCCCCCUGGGCUCCACAGUGAGGGCUGAGACCAAGGGCAUCUGGAUGUGGUGUGUGCCCCACCCCAGCAAGCCAAACCACACCCUGGUCCUCCUGGACACUGAGGGCCUGGGCGAUGUGGAAAAGGGUGACCCUAAGAAUGACUCCUGGAUCUUUGCCCUGGCCGUGCUUCUCAGCAGCACAUUUGUCUACAACAGCAUGGGCACCAUCGACCAACAUGCCCUGGAGCAUCUACACUAUGUGACUGAACUAACAAAACUAAUCAGGGCAAAAUCUGACCCCACACCAGAUGAAGUCGAGGACUCCUCUGAGUUUGUAAGUUUCUUUCCAGACUUUGUUUGGACUGUUCGAGAUUUCACACUGGAACUAAAGUUGGAUGAACACCCCAUCACAGAAGAUGAGUACCUGGAGAAUGCUUUGAAGCUGAUUUCAGGAAAUAAUGACAAAAUCCAAAAAUCCAAUAACUCUAGAGAGAGUAUUAGAUGUUUCUUUCCAAAACGAAAGUGCUUUGUCUUUGACCGGCCUACAAAUGACAGAAGUCUGUUAUCCCACAUUGAUAAGGUUCCACAAAACCAGCUGGAAAAGAAUUUUCAGGUGCAAUCAAAGAACUUCUGUUCCUAUGUCUUCACCAAUGCAAAGACCAAGACCCUGAGAGGGGGAAUCAUUGUCACUGGAAAUCGGUUGGGGACUCUGGUGGAAACUUACGUGAAUGCCAUCAACAAAGGAACCAUUCCUUGCUUGGAGAAUGCAGUCAUCACUCUGGCCCAGCGUGAGAACUCAGCUGCCCUGCAAAUGGCAGCCGACCACUACAGUGAGCAGAUGGCCCAGCGGGUGCAGUUCCCCACAGACACACUCCAGGAGCUGCUGGAGGUGCACACAGCUUGUGAGAAGGAAGCCAUCGCAGUCUUCAUGGAGCACUCCUUCAAGGACGACAAUCAUGAGUUCCAGAAGAAGCUUAUUGAAACCACAGAGAGAAAGAAGGAAGCUCUCUUGCUGCGGAAUGAAGAGGCAUCUGUCAAAUACUGCCAGGUUCUGCUGGAGCAGCUUUCAGAGGCCCUGAUGCAAAGCAUCUCAAGAGGAGUAUUCUCUGUUCCUGGAGGCCACAGGCUCUACUUAGAAGCAAAGAAGAAGGUGGAACUUGACUACAAGCUAGUGCCCAGGAAAGGAGUGAAGGCAAUGGAGGUCCUCCAGAGCUUCCUACAGUCACAGUCUGUCAUAGAAAAAUCCAUCCUGCAGUCAGAUGAAGCCCUCACUAAGGGAGAGAAGGCCAUAGCAGCUGAGCGGGCCAAGAAGGAGGCAGCCGAGAAGGAGCAGGAGCUGCUAAAACAGCAGCAGAAGGAACAGCAGGAAAAGAUGGAGGCCCAAGAGAGAAGCUUCCGGGAAAAUGUGGAACAGCUUAAGGAGAAGAUGGAGAGAGAAAAGGAGAACAUUCUGAGAGAGCAGGAAAAGAUGCUGGAGCACAAGCUGAAGGUCCAAGAAGAAUUUCUUACUGAAGGAUUUAAAGAAAAAUCUGAGGCAUUAAGUAAAGAGAUAAAUCGACUAAAUGAAGAGAUUGAAGCAUCUAAAAGAAACAGUCGCUCGAUAUUUUCACAGAUCCUUACUGGAGUUGGCAGUGUUUUCCUUGCAGUACUCCCUGGGGCUGGUAAAGUAGUUGGUGCACUGUUGACUGCCAUAGGCAGUCUUUUUGAAUAACCUGAUGAUUCCUGAUAGGAAACUAUAAAAAGAGGCAUCUUUUAUUUGAAUAGCUACUUUUUAAGGUACCUGUGUCCUCUCAGUUUCAUUCAAAAGAUGUUCGAGAAUAAAAAGCAAUUAUCAAAGAUUAUCAGAGCAUACUCUAAGAGAAACAAUCUUUAUUGAAGAAAUCAGAAAUGACUAAGACAAUAUGAGAUGAUUUCUAGAGAAGACUUUAAGUAAAACAAAAAGCUAAAUAGCAAUAUGAAGAAAAUAUUUGAAAUUCAUAUACGAGGAGCUCUGUGGGAAGUGACUAACAACUGCAUUAAGUGGAAAGAAACAUAAGAAAAAAUUUAAAUUUACUAAUAAAAAAGUGUGCACAAUAAAACUGUGAAGCACAUAGUUUUGCCUUCUUAUUGGGUAGUGAAGAACAGGUUUAAUAAUAUACAUAAAAAUUUAAAAUGCACAUACCUCUGAUCUAGCAAUUCCACAUAGAGGACAUUCUCUUAUGUAUCUCUUCACUCAAAUGAAAAUGAUAUUUGUAGUGGUUGACUUAUUUCAGGAUCAUAAUGAUUACAAAAGACUGGAAGCAACUGAAAGUUCCUCUGUCAGGUACUGAUGUGGUAAAUCUUUGGACAUGCUUUCAGAAUAAUACCCUAUAAUGAUUGUUAAAAGGAUGGGGGUGGGAGUUGUAUGUGUCGGAAAACAUCUCCAAGAGUCAUCUUAAGUGAAAAAAUAUAGAAAGUGUGAAUAAUUUAUAAAAUAAUGAGUAUGUACAUAUAGUAUAACCUACAUGUGGAAAAUACAAAAUAAACUAGUAUAUAUGUCACAAUAGGAAGGCACCUGUCUAGUUGAGGUGAAAGAAGACAGAAUGACUCACUUUAUACUAUAUUUUCUUCCAUGCCUUAACACUUCCUGUGGAUUUGUUAUAUUCAAACAAAUAUGAAUUCAAUUAGCAAAAUUAAAAAUGAAAUAAUACAUGACUGGGGAAAUCCCAGGACAGGAGGAAAGUGUUUAAUACUACUAGAAAUAGCAAAAGUCAGCUCAACUAGAAAAGUCUGCUCCUGAGAAUAAGGAACUAGAGAGCACAAGACAUCCUGAAUUUUUGUUUUUCAUUAUGACCUUUCAAUAAGGCCUUUAACAUCUAUUCCCCAGUAUAUGUUCAGAUAGAAGUCUCCUGGGAUUUUGACUUGAAUGGUCUACAA